This is a messenger RNA of Neoarthrinium moseri, 2526 nucleotides long. RefSeq lists its product as uncharacterized. NCBI's taxonomy places the organism in Eukaryota, Fungi, Ascomycota, Sordariomycetes, Amphisphaeriales, Apiosporaceae. The record is from RefSeq and is a predicted model, not a curated record. Bases 1 to 2526 code for a protein of 841 amino acids. Gene Ontology annotation, molecular function: protein binding. The transcript has a single exon.
AUGUACGAGCCCCUAGACUCAGCAGCUGGCCAUGUUCGGCUACUGAUUCUUGAGCCGGCCAGGAAGCUGGAGGCCCCCUUACAAUGCAGCCUCAUCCACGCGAGUCUCUCGGAAGAGCCCGAUUACGAGGCCCUGUCGUAUACUUGGGGAACAAAGGGUCUCGGAGGAAGUAUUGUCGUCAGUGGUACCCCGGUUGAUGUAUUCGAGAACCUCGAGGCAGCGCUGAGACGGCUGCGGCUCUCCAAAAAGUCGAGGCGUCUCUGGAUAGACGCCAUCUGCAUCAACCAAGCUGAUGUAGCUGAACGCCAGCAGCAGGUGCCGCUCAUGCAGAGAAUCUACGAGCAAGCCCGACAAGUAUGCAUCUGGCUAGGCGAGAGCUCAGAGGCCUCCGAAUUGGGCAUGGCUUAUCUGGGGAAGCAGUCGGAACAAUGGCUUGCCUCUAGAGUCAAGUCAUGGACGGAGCGUCAAAAACUAGACAACAAGUCUUACCGUCCAAACGUUAGAGCCUUAGCCAUGAUGAAGGAUUCCGCCAGUUUCCUGUCUAUGAGUGCUACACAGGAGGAGCAGUCUCUGGGCGAGGUUCGUGAGCUAAUGGUGCGUCCAUGGUGGUCUCGCGUCUGGGUUCUCCAAGAGGCGGUCCUCGCCAAGAAUAUCGUGACCAUGUGUGGUUCGGAGACCACGCCGUGGGAUAGCUUUGGGAAGACGGUGGAGAAAAUACAACAUGGCUCUUCCUGGAUAGCCGGCGGCCUCGAGUCCUUUAUGUUGUUCGGCGUGCCGUUCGGCACAACGUACAAAUUCCCAGACGAAAAUUAUAGGGCAAUUUCGAGCUUGCGGGAGGCGUGGCACUCCGGAGAUCGAAACAUGAGCCUACUCGGGGUAGCCUUUAUGUUCAGGUUCCUGGAGUGCACUGAUCCGCGAGACAGGAUCUAUUCCUUCCUGGGUUUCGCAUCUUCUGACCUUGGCAGUCUUAUAAGGCCACACUACGCCUCUCCAGUGUCCGUUGUGUAUGAGGAUUUUGCGCGCUUGACAAUUGAGACCACAAGAUGUCUCGACAUACUCAACUGCAAAAGAGAGUGGUUGGAACUGGAUGGAAAAGGUCCCCUCGCUAAGGCCGCCAAUGUUUACAGCACCCUUGAUCAGGGCAAAUAUUACGAUGACUUGUCUUGGGUGAUCGAUAAACCGGACGGCAAACCACGCCAAGACUGGGCGAGAUUACCUCCUGGUUGGGAGAGAAUUGUUGUCUCCAAGAAGUCUCGCUACUAUUACAACCACCUUGAGAAAUCCACUUCCCAGGAAAGCCCACUGGAUACCUUGCCGCCCCAGCCCUCAGAACACUUCUCUCAACGCAGGGUGUGUCCUGUAGGCUGGAGCAAGACAUGGGAUAAUCUGGGGCGAGCUCGCGUCUCUUAUGCGCCUAAGAAGAGCGCAAAGCCUAAAGUCGAUAAUGGCCUUAAGGAGGAGCUCGCUAGGAUGCCAUCCUGGAUACCUAGUUGGGCCACAUACACAAAUAAGGACCCCAAAUGGCUGAUUGCGAUGUUGGCUCAGGAUGGUAGGGAUCACUGGUUUACGGCCAACCACGAUGCUUGCAUUGCAGAGGGUGGCAAGGAUGGUCGUACCACGCCACGCAAAGCCUUGGUCCUCGAAGGCUUAUUCUUUGAUGAGAUCGAGCACCUGGGAACACCGUGGCACCCGGGCGACGCCUCGCCACCAAUAUCUUCUGGUCGUAUGGCUGUAUUCUCAGAAUGGCGGUCGCUAGCGCAAGCUGCAUACUUUGGCGAACUCACGUCGCCGUACAGUCUACAUGACACAGAAUUUGUCAAGGCUCUUGGACAGACACUGCUCAUAGACCCCCUUGGCGAGGAACUGGAAGUAGCAGAAGGGGGCAAGCUUUUCCAGGUGUGGAUGGAUGGCACUCGCUGGGACACGUUGGAAGUUCCUCAGUUCCAUGCCAUAUCCUUGGGAGAUCUGAUGAGGAAAGUGAUCGCCUUCUCGGUGCUCGAGGAGCGUAUGGGAGAGUACUAUAUGAAGAUCGUCUGCGCUGACGAAAGCGACGGUGACGGCCCCUCCUCUCAGAACUUCGAGGCGUCGAAGGCUGCGAAGUUCUCAAUGCUAGAUGACUUCAACAGCGUCAUGUCCAAUACUGGCGAUGGCAAGGAUGCCAAGUGGAGCUAUCGUACCCACUUGUCGAACAUGGCCAAGCAGGGAGAAUAUCAAGGCGACGUGGAGAAGGAAGUCCUCAACUGCUACGGCCGGAUGAUCCUCAGGAUUCAGGAGUGUUGUGAAAAUAGAGCCUUUUUCGUCACACGUAGGGGGUACUUCGGGCUUGCGCCAUGGAAUGCACGGCCCGGAGACAAGGUGUAUGGGCUGAAAGGCGGCAAGACACCGUAUCUACUCAGGGAGGCAUCCUCUGGAGAGCCAGAAUCUUUUAACCUUGUUGGGGAGGUGUUUGUGCAUGAUCCCUUGCGUGGUCUUCCGGUAGGCCGUGCCGGUGGAGACUCUACCUGGAACGACGUCCGGCUCGUAUAG